AAAGAAAGCAAACAAUCAGAUCUGUUCUGCACCGUACACAGGAAGAUCCGCGAGGACUCGGACAUGGCGCAGGACUCUCUGCAGUGCCUGGCCCAGCUGGCCUCCAUGCACGGGCCCGUGUUCCCCGAUGAGGGCGCGCAGGUGUCCUACCUGGCCCACCUGGUGGAGGGUCUGCUCAGCAUGAUCAACGGGAUUGAGAUCGAGGACUCGGAGGCGAUGGGCAUCUCAAACAUCAUCUCCAAUCUGAUCACCAUGUUUCCUCGAACAUGUCUGACGGCGCUGCCCAGCGACCUCUUCACCUCCUUCAUCAACUGCCUCACGCUGCUCACCUGCUCGUUCGGACGCAGCGCCGCCCUAGAGGAGGUGCUGGAUAAAGACGACAUGGUUUACAUGGAGGCGUACGACAAGCUGCUCGAGUCGUGGUUGACGCUCGUUCAGGACGAGGAGCAUUUUCCUCGCGGCUGCUUCGUCCAGCCGGCGAUCCAAGUCUUCAACUCGUACAUCCAGUGUCACCUAGCUGCUCCUGACGGCACCCGCAACCUGUCAGUGAACGGCAUAUCGUCUCACGAGGAGGAGGAGAUCAACGAGCUGCAGGAAGACGACAGAGAGCUGUUCUGCGAUCAGCUGUCCAGCAUCGGCAUGUUGGGACGAGUGGCCGCCGACCACUGCAUCCCCCUGCUCACAAACCUGCUGGAGGACCGGGUGACGCGGCUGCACGGCCAGCUGCAGAGCACGCAGCAGCACCUCAUGGCCACCUCCGACCCCGAGUCCAUGGACCGCAAAGUCCUGGACGACCUCUACGAGGACAUCCACUGGCUCAUACUGGUCUCAGGUUAUGUAUUAGCAGACGACUGUCAGGGGGAGACCCCUCUGAUCCCCUCGGAGGUGAUGGAGUUCUCCAUCAAGCACUCGACAGAAGUGGACAUCAACACGACGCUGCAGAUCCUCGGCUCCCCGGGCGAGAAGGCUUCCUCCAUCCCGGGCUGCAACCGCACCGACUCCGUCAUCAGGUUGCUGUCUGCUGUGUUGCGGACGUCGGAGGUCGAGUCCAGAGCGACGAGAGCGAGUCUGACGGGUCUGCUGAGCCCGCAGAUGGGGAAGGACAUCAUGUGGUUCCUCAGACGCUGGGCCAAGACCUACCUGCUGGUGGACGAGAAGCUGUACGAGCAGAUCAGCAUCCCCCUGAUCACAGCGUUCGGUGCGGACACAGAGGGAGCCCAGUGGAUUGUGGGAUAUCUCCUGGAGAAGGUGAUAAACAACCUGUCGGUGUGGAGCUCGGAGCCCGGGCUGGCCAACGACACCGUGGAGCUGCUGGUGACGCUGGUGGAGAAGAGGGAGAGGGCUAACAUCGUGGUUCAGUGUGAGGGUUGGUGGAGCUUGGCGAAGCAGUUUGCGAGCCGCAGCCCCCCCCUCCACCUGCUGUCCAGCCCCGUGCAGCGGACCCUGAUGAAGGCUCUGGUCCUCGGGGGCUUCGCUCACAUGGACUCUGACGCCAAGCAGCAAUACUGGGCUGAGGUGCUCCACCCUCUGCAGCAGCGCUUCCUGAACCUCAUCAACCAGGAGAACUUCGCUCAGAUCAGCCAGCAGGAAGCCGUCAAACAGGAGAUCAUCGCCACGUUGGAGGCGCUGUGCGGCAUCGCCGAGGCAACGCAGAUCGACAACGUGGUGCAGCUCUUCUCCUUCCUCAUGGACUUCCUGUCCAGCUGCAUCGGACUCAUGGAGGUGUACAGCAACACGCCGGAGACGAUAAACCUCAUCAUUGAGGUGUUUGUGGAAGUGGCUCACAAGCAGAUCUGUUACCUGGGAGAGUUUGUUGUGUCAGGGCCUUUAAAUGUACUCAAAAUAUAUUGGUGUGUUUCUCCCCCUCAGGCGGAGUACUCAGAGCUGGUGGAGGCCCUCCUGUCGUCGCAGAGAGACGCUGUCAUCUACCAGCGCCUGGCCGACGCCUUCAACAAGCUGACGGCCAGCAGCAGCCCCCCCACCAUGGACCGCAAACAGAAGGUGGCGUUCCUGAAGAGCCUGGAGGAGUUCGUGUCCAACGUGGGGGGGCUGCUCUGCGUCAAAUAACCACUGGAAACCUCCGCCUGGGACCCUGUCUGUUGUUCUUUUGUAUUUUAAAGAAACCAAUCAAUAGAUGAAUGAUUUAAAUUCAUUUUUUAAACAAAUCAAUAAAAGAUCCCCCCCUGCUCCGCCUCUAAGAACUCUGGGUAGCCGAGGCAGCUGGAGGGAUCCAUCACACUGAAUGUUUACCCGCUUCUCAACUCCUCGGAUUUCUCUUUUUUUGUAUUUUUCCUCCCGCCCCUCGAGCAUGAUUGACAGACUUAGUGAUGAUGAUGAUGAAGAUAUGCUGACAUGGAGACUAAAGUGCAAAGCAGACGGACUCUUUAGAGGAUUCCUGGAGAAAUGUUCACCUUAGUGACAAAAAGAGGAGAUGGAGCACCACACACACACCACACACACAGAGACACAGACACACACGAGUGACAUUGAGGGUAGAAAAAGUUUCAGUUUUUGAUAAAUGAAGGAGAUGUUUAUUUUCAGAGUGAGGUUUUUUUAGUUGAAAGUAUUAAAAAGGGGCCAUUUUGUUUCAAGAAUGCCAUGGCAUACACACAUUUCAUUUUAACAGUAACACACACACACCGCCCCAAUCCUUCCCAGAGUGCCUUUGUUUUGAUUGUUCUGUGUGUGCAGAUUUUGGUUUGUCACACACCAACUGACAAAAGAACUGUACCUGCCAUUCGCCGAGAAUAAAGGGGAUGCACACACACACACACACACACACACACACAAAAAAACACACACACUCAGAAACACGCACAUACACACACGUGUGAUGAGGGUAUGGCCGGUCUGUGGAGUUGUUGAAAGACGCGGCACAGGAGGACAGAAAACCAAAAUCAGAUUCACUAAAAGGUGUAAAUAUAUAUAAUGUUUUCAAAUCUACGAGAAAUGUUUUUUCAAAGACAAAAAAAAACAUGACGGAAAUGUUUUUAUAUGCCAGUUAAUUGGCAGGAAGAGAUGUACGAGUUCAGCGUUGUAUAAAGUUCAUAUGAGGAGGGAGCGACUCUGUUUUGACCGCUUUUUUUUUGCAGUUUGAUAUGUUUUCUCUACUUUGGGUCGUAGUAUUAUAUUGCAGCGUCCUCCCUCUGGGACUCAAAGGCUCGGGUCUCUUUCAAGUUUAGCAGAUUUAACUUCAGUAGUAUUUUUCUACAGCAGCACACACCAACGUUUCACUCUUCAACACACUGGAUGGAAGGCAGUUUGAGCUGAAGGACAGCAAUAACAAACCAAAUAAAAAGGAGCAGAGCCACCUCCGCGUUCAGAGCCCAGACUGGUUAUUGUUAGAAGACUGUUUUGUUAAAGAAGUGUAAAAGUGUACAUAAACUUAUUGUAUAAAA
Molecule: messenger RNA, 3398 nt
Organism: Notothenia coriiceps (black rockcod)
Lineage: Eukaryota; Metazoa; Chordata; Actinopteri; Perciformes; Nototheniidae
Gene: xpo4
Product: exportin 4
Exons: 14
Biological process (GO): protein export from nucleus
Cellular component (GO): nuclear pore; cytoplasm
Molecular function (GO): nuclear export signal receptor activity
Source: RefSeq, a predicted model, not a curated record